Molecule: messenger RNA, 722 nt
Organism: Trichoderma atroviride IMI 206040
Lineage: Eukaryota; Fungi; Ascomycota; Sordariomycetes; Hypocreales; Hypocreaceae
Product: 40S ribosomal protein uS12
Biological process (GO): translation
Cellular component (GO): cytosolic small ribosomal subunit; ribosome
Molecular function (GO): structural constituent of ribosome
Source: RefSeq, a predicted model, not a curated record
AACUGCAACCUUUUGGCUCUCGGUGUUGUCGCAUUACUCAACCAUAGGUGCCAUAUUAGCAUAAAUCGCAAUCAUGGCUGGUGGCAAACCCCGAGGUCUCAACGCUGCGCGCAAGCUGCGAACCAACCGAAAGGAUCAGAAAUGGGCUGAUCUCGCCUACAAGAAGCGUGCUCUGGGCACUGCUUUCAAGUCCUCACCGUUCGGAGGCUCUUCCCACGCCAAGGGAAUUGUUUUGGAGAAGGUUGGUGUUGAGGCCAAGCAGCCCAACUCCGCCAUUCGAAAGUGUGUCCGUGUUCAGUUGAUCAAGAACGGCAAGAAGGUCACUGCUUUCGUCCCCAACGACGGUUGCCUCAACUUUGUUGACGAGAACGACGAAGUCCUCCUCGCUGGAUUCGGUCGCAAGGGCAAGGCCAAGGGUGAUAUUCCCGGUGUCCGAUUCAAGGUCGUCAAGGUGUCUGGUGUUGGUCUGCUGGCUCUGUGGAAGGAGAAGAAGGAGAAGCCCCGAUCAUAAAAAAAGCAGUCUUUUGGGAGAAGAAGGUGUUAUCAUACGGAUCGCGAGGAGCGAAGGAAAUUGGCUCGGUUAUACUCGCACAACUAGUCAUGGCCCUAUAAUGGGAGGCUAAAAUUUUGAAAGGGAUUAUGCCAUCUCUUUAGAAAUAUUUUUCAGCAUGUUCAAAUACUAGAUGGCACCGGAUUGGGCAUCUUCUCACAUUCACAUUCGA